AUGGAUGCAGGCAACCGAAGGCCAAGAAACGAUGAACGAAUGAACCUAGGAGACGAGCCUGAUUUCGGACCGAAUCCCCAGAGAGCGAACGAACACCACAAUGAAAUCUUGACGAUCAGUCAGGAGCAACGAGGCGAGACGAGCGUAUCCGGGGGAAGGAAAAGGACAACGUCCAGACGAGACGAGGAGUAUUUGGUUCACAUCCCAAUCCGAAGAAGUGGACCGCCCACAAGGGUCAAUACGAGCCGGGAAAGUUCAAGCGUGUCAAGAAGACAGGUCAAGGCGUACGUCCGGAAAGCAUACAGCACAGGGCAUCAAGUCAGCCGAGCGGAGGUCAACCGACACAUCCCCAUGCCCACAAAUCUAAUAAUGUUUUCGGAUGAGGAUUCUCUCCCGUUCGACAAUCCACACUCGGAUGCGCUCGUAAUCACAGCCCCCAUUUUCCGAAUCCCAGUCCAUCGAAUCAUGGUGGACACCGGGGCGUACUCAAGUAUCUUAUACUGGACCACAUUCCUUAAAAUGGGGAUAGACCAAAGCGAACUGCGCCCAUGCAACGACCGCAUAACUGGAUUCAACGGACAAGCAACCAUCCCCGAAGGAGAAAUCACAUUACCAAUAGAGCUCGGGGAAUCGGGUGCAAACGGACGCAGGAUCAUGGAAACCUUCAAAGUGGAACAGCACGCGGAUGUCAUCCGGUGUCGGCAUCUCCCAACCUUGUUGACUGAACAAUACGAGCAGGCUAAUGAUUUUCAGCCAGGCGAUCGGAGAAAUCUGGCUAAAACCGACCCCCCAGUCUCUUAG
This is a messenger RNA of Striga hermonthica, 801 nucleotides long. The record is from the annotation of a GenBank genome assembly. Lineage: Eukaryota; Viridiplantae; Streptophyta; Magnoliopsida; Lamiales; Orobanchaceae.